This is a messenger RNA of Spinacia oleracea (spinach), 621 nucleotides long. RefSeq lists its product as uncharacterized. The record is from RefSeq and is a predicted model, not a curated record. NCBI's taxonomy places the organism in Eukaryota, Viridiplantae, Streptophyta, Magnoliopsida, Caryophyllales, Amaranthaceae. The coding region runs from base 1 to 621 and encodes 206 amino acids. The transcript is spliced from 2 exons.
AUGAAAAAUCAUGAAUCACAUCCACCUGGUUCUACUCCAUUCCCUGAAGCGAAUGUGACAUCCCAUAAUGGGAAAGAAAAAUAUCAUGCCAACAAUAGUGGUCGAGGACGUGGUCAAGGACGUGGACGUGGACAUGGAUAUGGUCGAGGCCGAGGCCGAGGCCGUUGUGGUUCUUUCAAGAACUCGUAUCCCCACCAGAAGUUUGACAAUAAAGAUGGUAACAAACAAGAGAAAGAUAAAAGCGAGAAUGUGACCAAUGUAAGUUAUCGAUGUGGAGGAAAAGGUCAUUGGUCUCGUACAUGUCGUACACCAAAACACCUGGCUGAGCUCUAUCAACAAUCAUUAAAGCCAAAGGGAAAGAAAAUAGAAACAAAUCUUGUGUACGAAGAUGGCGAAGGUGACUUUGAUUGUGGCGAUACAACUCACCUGGAAGUUGCUGAUUUCCUCACCACCCCUGAAGGGAAUUUAAGAAUAAAACUUUGUCUGACAAUAAGAGAAGGACUUGAUUUACGUUUAACGGAUGUAGUCACAGCCUACUUGUAUGGGACACUGGAAAAUGACAUUUAUAUGAAAGUCCCUGAAGGAUUUAAACUGCCAGAAGCAGCUAAUUCUAGUUCUUGA